Papilio polytes (common Mormon) is the source of this 894-nucleotide messenger RNA. Its product is annotated as unc-112-related protein-like. The transcript is spliced from 5 exons. Gene Ontology annotation, biological process: cell-matrix adhesion; integrin-mediated signaling pathway. Gene Ontology annotation, molecular function: integrin binding. The record is from RefSeq and is a predicted model, not a curated record. The coding region runs from base 154 to 894 and encodes 246 amino acids. Lineage: Eukaryota; Metazoa; Arthropoda; Insecta; Lepidoptera; Papilionidae. Gene Ontology annotation, cellular component: cell-substrate junction.
AAGGGUGGUCUAUGGUUAGUCGGGCAAAGAUCACCAAAACAUUCGGUCGUUUUGUUCUGCAUUGCUCAGUCUUGCUUACAAUAUUUCUUGCAAUCGCGAUGCUUCAUCGGAAGUGACAUUUAAAAGUGUAAAGUGUACAAGAACUUGUGAAAAAUGCUCGCAGACGGAGAAGUUGUUGGUGACGGAUCAUGGAACCUCACAAUUUACGUUACGGACUUGAACGAAAAGAGGACCAUGGUCGUAAAAGGAGAUAUGCACAUCGGCGGAGUAAUGCUUAAACUUACAGAGAGUUUCGGUAAAGAUUUCAAAAAGGACUGGUCAGACCACGCACUUUGGUGGCCGACACGCAACAAAUGGCUGUCCAGGCCGAAGCAUACGCUGGACCAGUAUGGCGUUCACGCCGACGCCGCGCUGCACUUCACGCCCAUGCACAAGCCACUGCGCAUACAGCUACCCGAUCUUAGAUACAUCGACUGCAAGAUAGACUUCUCUAUUGACACCUUCAGUGCUGUCGUACAGCUCUGCAAGAAUCUCGGUAUACGGCAUCCAGAGGAACUUUCUCUAUACUACCCUCUCGAGCCCUCGCACUUGAAGCAGAAUUACCAGAACUUGAAAGAGGCGAAAAAGAUAAAGUCCUCGCAGCCGCCGGACACAAAUACGUUCAUAGCGGCGACGCGCGGCUCCUCCAACAGUCUAGACCGCUCCAAUGGACUAUCUGGCUCCUUCGCACUCAAGCCGAAACGGUUCACACUAAAGGCUUACAAGCGCGGCUGGGUGUCGUGUCGCGACGGCGUGCUGCGCAUACACGCGUCCAGCGACGCGGCCGCGCGCGGCGACACGCCCUCGUACUCCGUGGAGCUGCGCGGAGCUGAGGUAACGUUAAAACUGCCCUAA